AUGCCGAGGACCACUUACCCCUGCAUGCAAGUUCCAGGGCCAGUGGAAAACCUGCAAGCUGUAUCUACCUCACCUACCUCAAUUCUUAUCACCUGGGAACCCCCCGCCUAUGCAAACGGUCCAGUGCAAGGUUACAGAUUGUUCUGCACUGAAGUGUCCACGGGAAAAGAACAGAAUAUAGAGGUUGAUGGGCUAUCUUAUAAACUGGAAGGCCUGAAAAAAUUCACGGAAUAUAGUCUUCGAUUCCUAGCUUAUAACCGCUAUGGGCCAGGAGUAUCUACUGACGAUGUGACAGUGGUUACGCUUUCUGAUGUGCCAAGUGCCCCGCCUCAGAACGUCUCCCUGGAAGUAGUUAAUUCGAGGAGUAUCAAAGUAAGCUGGCUGCCUCCUCCAUCAGGAACACAAAAUGGAUUUAUUACCGGUUAUAAAAUUCGACACAGAAAGACAACCCGCAGGGGUGAGAUGGAAACACUGGAGCCAAAUAACCUCUGGUACCUGUUCACAGGACUGGAGAAAGGAAGUCAGUACAGUUUUCAGGUGUCAGCCAUGACAGUCAACGGCACUGGUCCACCUUCCAACUGGUUCACAGCAGAGACUCCGGAGAAUGAUCUGGAUGAGUCUCAAGUUCCUGAUCAGCCAAGCUCUCUUCAUGUGAGGCCCCAGACCAACUGCAUCAUCAUGAGUUGGACCCCUCCCUUGAACCCAAACAUUGUGGUGCGAGGUUACAUCAUUGGAUAUGGUGUUGGGAGCCCUUAUGCUGAGACAGUACGUGUGGACAGUAAACAGCGCUACUAUUCCAUCGAGAGGUUAGAGUCAAGUUCCCAUUAUGUCAUCUCCCUAAAAGCUUUUAACAAUGCAGGAGAAGGAGUUCCUCUUUAUGAAAGUGCUACCACCCGGUCUAUCACAGAUCCCACUGACCCAGUUGAUUAUUAUCCUUUGAUUGAUGACUUCCCCACCUCGGUCCCAGAUGUCUCCACUCCCAUGCUCCCACCAGUAGGUGUGCAGGCUGUGGCUCUCACCCACGAUGCCGUGAGGGUCAGCUGGGCGGACAACUCUGUCCCUAAGAACCAAAAAACGUCCGAAGUGCGACUUUACACUGUCCGGUGGAGGACCAGCUUUUCUGCGAACGCAAAAUACAAGUCAGAAGACACAACGUCUCUGAGUUACACCGCGACGGGCCUCAAACCAAACACGAUGUAUGAGUUCUCCGUCAUGGUCACGAAAAACAGGAGGUCCAGCACUUGGAGCAUGACUGCGCAUGCCACCACGCAUGAGGCAGCCCCGACCUCUGCUCCUAAGGAUUUGACAGUCAUUACUCGAGAAGGGAAGCCUCGCACUGUCAUCGUGAGCUGGCAGCCUCCCUUGGAAGCCAAUGGGAAAAUUACUGCUUACAUCUUGUUUUAUACCUUGGACAAGAACAUUCCAAUUGAUGACUGGAUUAUGGAAACAAUCAGUGGUGACCGGCUUACCCAUCAAAUCAUGGAUCUCAACCUGGACACUAUGUAUUACUUUCGAAUUCAAGCACGAAAUGCCAAAGGAGUGGGGCCUCUCUCGGAUCCCAUCCUCUUCCGGACUCUGAAAGUGGAACACCCUGACAAAAUGGCUAAUGACCAAGGUCGCCAUGGAGACGGAAGUUAUUGGCCAGUUGAUACGAAUUUGAUUGAUAGAAGCACUCUGAAUGAACCACCCAUUGGCAAGAUGCACCCCCCACACGGCAGCGUCACUCCUCAGAAGAACAGCAGCCUGCUUGUGAUCAUCGUGGUCACCGUCGGCAUCAUCACAGUGCUGCUGCUGGUGGUGGUGGCCGUGAUUUGCACCCGGCGUUCUUCAGCCCAGCAGAGAAAGAAACGGGCCACCCACAGCGUUGGCAAAAGGAAGGGCAGCCAGAAGGACCUUCGGCCCCCGGACCUGUGGAUCCAUCACGAAGAAAUGGAGAUGAAAAAUAUCGAGAAGCCGCCAGGCGCGGACCCGACGGCGCGGGACUCCCCCAUCCAGAGCUGCCAGGACCUGACGCCCGUCAGCCACAGUCAGUCAGAGACGCAGCUGGGGAGCAAGAGCACCUCUCAUUCAGGUCAAGACACAGAAGAAGCAGGGAGCUCCAUGUCCACUCUGGAGAGGUCACUGGCUGCACGCCGAGCGACCCGGGCCAAGCUCAUGAUCCCUAUGGACGCCCAGUCCAACAAUCCUGCUGUCGUGAGUGCCAUCCCUGUGCCAACCCUAGAAAGUGCCCAGUACCCAGGAAUCCUUCCAUCACCCACGUGUGGAUACCCUCACCCACAGUUCACCCUCCGGCCUGUGCCAUUCCCAACACUGUCAGUGGACCGAGGUUUUGGAGCAGGAAAAACGGUGAGCGAAGGACCAACCGCCCAACAGCCAGCCAUGCUGCCCCCAGCGCAGCCUGAGCAUCCCAGCAGUGAGGAGGCACCCAGCAGAACCAUCCCCACGGCCUGUGUUCGCCCAACGCAUCCCCUCCGCAGCUUUGCCAACCCUUUGCUACCUCCGCCGAUGAGUGCAAUAGAACCGAAAGUCCCUUAUACACCACUGCUGUCUCAGUCAGGAACUGUGUUAUGCAGAGAAAAAAAGAUGGAAAUGAUAUUCAGAAGUCCAUUUAAAAUGAAAAUUCUGCAGUGGAAGUAAUAGUGGGUUCAGAACACAAACUUUGGAAAUAAACUCAUACUCCAAGUGAUCUAUAAUAACAAAAAAUGACCCCCAAAUGACCCAGUUAUCCUAAUUUUAGAAAGAAUACCUGAUAAUGGGCAGAACAAAGAACUUACCAUGGUCAUUUGCUAUUUUUUUUAAUUCUAGUUACAGUGAAACCAAUGCUGUCUAAAAACAAAUGCAGCAUGAAUGAGUGUAUUAUAUCCUUAACAGAUGUGUC
Molecule: messenger RNA, 2878 nt
Organism: Odocoileus virginianus texanus
Lineage: Eukaryota; Metazoa; Chordata; Mammalia; Artiodactyla; Cervidae
Source: RefSeq, a predicted model, not a curated record